AUGUCACGUCUCCUCCCAUCUAAAUUCCUCUCCGCCCUCUCCGCCCUCCCCGCCCGCCGCUCCUUCACCUCCGCCCACUCCACCCGCCUUCCCGCCUUCGCUACGGGUCCGUCCCCACCGCGUCUCCCGCCCCAGGAACAGGAAGAAUUCGAGCGUCUUCAGAAGUCCUCCACCGGCGCCUUCAGCACUCCGCGAACGCUCAACCCGGAUGCAAGCCCAAACCCAACGGCGGACCCCUCCUCCUCCUCCUCGCCACGCACCACCCGCCCGCAGAUCAAUCAAUCGCCCGCAUCCGAGCCGGAUGAUAUCGAAGUGGCAGCCAUCAAUGCGCGGGUGGCGGCGACGGGCAAGGGGGAAGAGCUGCACCCGGAUAUCCGGAGGGGCGCGAAGCCCGAGUUUGUCGGCGAGCGGAACCCCAAGACGGGCGAGGUGGGCGGCCCGAAGAACGAGCCGCUGCGUUGGGGGAGCGAUGGCGCGCGAGGCGAUUGGAGUUAUAACGGCCGAGUGACGGACUUUUGA
This is a messenger RNA of Drepanopeziza brunnea f. sp. 'multigermtubi' MB_m1, 519 nucleotides long. RefSeq lists its product as uncharacterized. Lineage: Eukaryota; Fungi; Ascomycota; Leotiomycetes; Helotiales; Drepanopezizaceae. Gene Ontology annotation, cellular component: mitochondrion. Gene Ontology annotation, biological process: mitochondrial respiratory chain complex II assembly. The record is from RefSeq and is a predicted model, not a curated record.